Messenger RNA from Acanthocheilonema viteae, 2235 nucleotides. Lineage: Eukaryota; Metazoa; Nematoda; Chromadorea; Rhabditida; Onchocercidae. The record is from the annotation of a GenBank genome assembly.
AUGAACUCCGCAUUUAGCAGUGGUUUUGGACUUAGCAUCAUUGCUAAGCAGUUAAGCGAAGGACAAAGGUCAGCAGAUCUCCGGGGAAAAGGGAAAGGGGGCGGAGGAGUUUUAGUAGUUGGACAUUACCGACAUGUACAUAUGGCAUGCAUCGAGUCAUCAUCAUCCAUCCAUCGGUUGGUCCGUCCGUCCGUCCCUGCUGGUGGUGGUGUUAUAGUAGGAGCGGGGACGCUGCCUCAGCUACGCGCCCACCCAUCUUGGCGUCUUCCUUUUGCAUGUGCAACUGAGAAUUCAAACCCUCCGUGCAGCUCACUUCGCUUUCCAUCAUCCUCCAACAAUAAUAACGCUGCUGCUACCACAACUGCUGCCGCUGCUGCUGCUGCUGCUGCUGCUGCCGCAUCGGCCGUAUCUUCAGCUGACCUCAGACACAAUCAUUUCGUCGCAAAUAUAUUAACCAUGAGCGGUCGUAUGUCGAAUGGUGCCACUGGACGUCCACUGGUUGCACUUCUGGACGGCCGAGAUUGUACGGUUGAAAUGCCAAUUUUAAAGGAUGUUGCAACGGUAGCAUUCUGUGAUGCGCAGUCUACUCAUGAGAUUCAUGAAAAGGUGCUUAAUGAAGCGGUUGCUGCAUUAAUGUGGCACUCGAUAACGCUUGAACGCGAAGAUUUAGAGAAAUUUAAAGCAUUGCGGGUAGUUGUACGGAUCGGAACUGGUACUGAUAAUAUUGAUGUGAAGGCAGCAACAGAUCUCGUAUCACUUGAUGAAGGUGUCUAUCGUUCACUUUCAUCUGGUGAUAACCUGGCAAAAUGGUACCAUAUCUGCAUUUCACUAAUAGGGAUUGCUGUAUGUAACACACCCGGUGAUUGUGUUGAAGAAGUGGCCGAUACAACAAUGUCGUUAAUUUUAAAUAUGUAUAGGAAGACAUUUUGGUUGGCAAAAGCAGUUUCAGAAGGGAAAAAGGUUAGUGGUGUAGAACAGGUGCGUGAAUUGGCUAGUGGUAGUACACGAAUUCGCGAUGAUACUUUGGGUAUUAUUGGUCUUGGUCGUGUAGGUACAGCAGUAGCGAUGCGUGCUAAAGCAUUUGGAUUCAAAAUUUGUUUCUUUGAUCCGCAUUUACCAGAGGGAGUUGACAGAUCGUUGGGUAUUGAACGCUGUUACAAUCUCGAUGAUAUUUUAUUCAAAUCCGAUUGUAUAACGUUGCACUGCCCACUGACGGAUGAAACGAGGCAUAUGAUCAACGAUUCUCGUGAUUUUCCAUUACUACAGAUGACAAUCAAACAAAUGCGACCAGGUGCAUUUAUUGUAAACACUUCGAGGGGUGGUCUUAUUCAGGAAAGUGCGUUGGGUGAAUCGCUGAAAUCGGGGCAUAUUAAAGCUGCAGCGCUUGAUGUCCAUGAACAUGAACCUUUCGAUCCCCUUGCUAUGGGACCUUUAUCUGCUGUGCCGAAUAUCAUCCACACUCCGCAUUGCUCAUGGUAUUCGGAUGCUUCGUGCAAGGAAUUGCGUUUAUCAGCAGCACGAGAAGUUCGGCGUGCUAUCGUUGGUAGAUGCCCUCAUGAUCUCACUAACUGUGUCAACAAGGAAGCACUCCUUGCUGGACAUACUCGAAGGCCAACAUCAACUACAUCCUUAGCGCCGAAUGUAUCCAACUCAUUUAAUCCUUUGAUGCCAUCGUUUGGAACGUCCAUCGCUGAUGGUUUUAAUGGUUUGCCAGUUGGCGGCAAUUUGCCAUCAUUUCCUUAUUCGAAUCCACUGUUAGCGAUGGGCAAUCCAUUAUUGAAUCCAUUGAUGAUGAAUCCAAGUACGGCUGCAUUAGCUAGUUUUGCAAAUGCUGCAGCGAAUACACCACAUAAUAGUACGGCUGCUGCGCUUUCAACAUUGGCUGCUGUUUCAUCUGCAAUGACAACUAGCGCUGCACCGGUUGCCAGGCAGUCACCUGCGGUUCCGGUGUCUCACUCACCAAAGGCAAACAAUAACAGUCGUACUACAGUUUCACCAGCUGUAAGACCGGCAUCCUCACCCGAUGGUCCAGCUGAAGUAAAGGAUGGUACUCCACCUGCACAACAGGCUACUACGCAACCCCAUUUAACCUCCACCUCAUCAUCAUCGGCAUCACCUUGUAAAAGUCCAGGAGUCUCUAAUUUACCUAAGGUGCCGACUAUAUCGGUUGAUCCAUUGGCUUCAGUGGUCCCGGAAGAAUCUGCUACCACUGCAGUUAAACUUGACGCGGAAUAA